Linum trigynum is the source of this 1380-nucleotide messenger RNA. NCBI's taxonomy places the organism in Eukaryota, Viridiplantae, Streptophyta, Magnoliopsida, Malpighiales, Linaceae. The record is from the annotation of a GenBank genome assembly.
CUAUAAUGUUACUAAAACAUGUCAAUAUAUACCAUUGUUUUAAUUAUGAAAUAACUGAACCAAUUAAUCUUUAUCAGUUUUGUGUAAAAGAAAACCCCACUCCCGUUAAACAAAAUCGUAGAAAUAUUUUGGAUGAAAAAAAUACAUAAAUUCGUUGGAUCGUUUAUGUAAAGAAUUAAAUCUUACUUUAAUUUAUUGACUGAAACAUCUCUCCAAAAAUCUUGGGCUCGUCAUUGGGAUUAAUUAUUUUUGGAUUGGUAGCAAUAUAACUUGCAUACGCGUGUUAUAUGCGUGGGGCCUUAUUGACCUAUGAUCAACGAUACGUUGACAAAGAAUCUUGGGCGCGCUAGGGUUGUUCGUGAUGGCGGCUCCGCCGUUCGCAAGCGAGCCGACUCCAACAGGGAAGCCCCCAGGGUUAAGUGGUAACCGGAGAGCGGUUGCAGUGUCCUCCUCUCCUGAAGGAAAGAGUGAGAAGUAAACCAUACAACCCAAGAAACAUGUCCGGUGAUUAAAUCUUGACCAAGAAGGCGUCGAUCUCGAUGAUGUUUCAUCGCAGAUGGAUUCAGAGAGCGGAAAGGAGAAUGCUGGGGCACCACAAACAAAUGAUCCGAAACUGUCAUUCUGGCAAGGAGCAACAUCCCGACUUUUCAAGCAAGAUUUAGGAGAGGAGGGCUGGUAUGUGGCUGACUCCGACUCUAAAGAUGUGAUGGUUCGGGAACAAGAGAAUGAUGACUAUAUACCUAAAGAGAAGCAAAACCCUGCAUGCCCAACUGUUUUGUUUACGGCAGCGCAGAAGAUUCGCUGGAGACGGAAAUGGAGAUCGGUCCUAGUAGUCAGAGGACUGGGAAAUAAGGUGUCGUAUGUGCCACUAGCGCGCAAGCUUAAUUAUCUGUGGGCAAGACAUGGCAAUAUCCAGAUCACAGACAUGAAGAAUGGAUGUUUCUUGGUGAGGUUCGAAAGUAAGGUAGACUACGAGCUGGCAACGUAUGGUGGUCCUUGGCUGUUGGGGGACACAUACAUGGCAGUUCAUUGUUGGUUCAAAGGUUUCAACCAGUGGACAUCAGAAGUAAAAUCGACUUAAGUUUGGGUCCAGAUCUCGGAUCUCCCCAUUGAAUUUAUAAACUUGGAAGCUGUCAUGCAGAUAGGGGAGAUGAUUGGCCAACCAGUUCGUGUAGACCGUGCGACAGCAGAGGGAGUCCAAGCUAAGUUUGCAAGAGUUUGUGUUGAAGUUGAUCUGACAAUGCCUCUACUAUCUCAAUAUAUAGUGGGAGGAGUAACAUACCUAAUCUAGUUCGAAGGACUAGAUAAUAUAUGUGGCGAAUGUGGAAAAUAUAGCAUGCUGGGGGAAGGAUGUGAGUGUAAGAAAUUGGUCAAUGAAAU